AGAUCUUCACUUAACGACUGAACACCACGAGAGCAGGAGCUGUGUAGCCGGCGUCCAAAAGGACGAAGAUAUAUUGAGUUAUUUGAAAACACAGCCAUCACUAAAGAUGUUUAAGAACACAUUUCAGAGUGGAUUUUUGUCCAUACUUUACAGUAUAGGAAGCAAACCGUUGCAAAUUUGGGAUAAAAAGGUGCGAAAUGGUCACAUCAAACGUAUCACAGACAAUGACAUUCAGUCGUUAGUUUUAGAAAUUGUUGGAACAAAUGUCAGCACAACAUACAUCACAUGUCCAGCAGAUCCAAAGAAAACACUUGGUAUUAAGCUUCCAUUCUUGGUGAUGAUCAUCAAAAAUUUAAAGAAAUAUUUCACAUUUGAAGUACAGGUCUUAGAUGACAAGAAUGUCAGAAGGCGAUUUAGAGCUAGCAAUUACCAGAGUACCACACGAGUGAAGCCAUUUAUCUGUACCAUGCCAAUGAGGUUGGAUGAUGGCUGGAAUCAAAUUCAGUUCAACUUGUCAGAUUUCACAAGGAGAGCAUAUGGAACAAACUAUAUUGAAACCCUGAGAGUCCAGAUUCAUGCCAAUUGUCGGAUUCGAAGAGUAUACUUCUCAGACAGACUAUAUUCAGAAGAUGAAUUACCGGCAGAAUUCAAGUUAUACCUACCUGUCCAAAACAAGGCAAAGGCAUAACAAAAAAUAUCUGACUAUUAGAACAUUUUAACUCAGUGUAAAUACAUCAACAUUUAAAACAAAAAACUGUUCAAAUUGCUACUCAAGAAAGUUACAAAAAAUUGUCUGUGAAUAAGAAAAAAAUUUAAUGGAGGACUGAAAAAUAAUAAAUGUGUACUUCAGUUUAUCUGUGAUGUUGGACAAUAUGAACAAACGGAUCUUUGGCAACAAUAGUGGAAUGAACAAUUGCCUGGCACAUUUGUCUUUUGAACAUGUGCAUUGAUUCUGCUCCGCCAUUACCGGUUUUAAGUGUUCAUAACUAACAGUUCUCUCGUUACUUUUUUUGUGUUAUUCGAUGCAAAUUUAUUUCUGUAGGCUUUCUUAUUUUAUGAAAUGAUCUGUAUAAUUCUUUUUAUUGAUUUUAAAACUCAGGACUAGGUGUUAUAGAAAAAAAUCCUGAUUAUUUUGUGAUUGAAAACAAAAACUUCUGAAAAAUUGUUAUUGUGAAUAGCUGGAUGACUGAUAUGAGAGUAUCAAAAUGGAAAAUAACUUUUCAUUAAACACUUGAAAAAUAAAUUCCCAGGAAGAUUUAUUUUUUUUCUUUGCAAAGUUGGGGAUUUGUUGCAAUAUAUGUUAUAUAUCAAAGUUAUUUGUUAUAUUUUGUUUCAACUGAUUUCCCAACUUUUCAUUAUUUUCAUUUAUAAAAAUACAUUUCACUCAAUCAUUCAGCUUCAUUUAAGCAUGAGACAUAUUCAAAAUGUUCUUGCAUUUUUUUUAUUACCCAUUGUAAAUAUAGGGAAAAAAAUAAACUUACAAAGAACAAUUUUUUCUUGUUUUGACAGGGAUAUUUAGGGAAAGGGGGGAUGUUUUAAAUAAGUGAGAUUAUUAUACUCCACUGGUAAAUGUGCUCUCUGUGUGUGCUUGUGUUGGAGACGCCUUAACGGUGCUUAGUGAGUCUUUAGAGUAUUGUAACUUUUGUCCACAAUUUGUUUGUUAUGUUUGGUUUGAAGUCUGACAACGACAUUCAGGCCAAAAAUAUUAUAAGAAUAAAUACUAUAUAAAAUCAA
Messenger RNA from Magallana angulata, 1734 nucleotides. RefSeq names its product cilia- and flagella-associated protein 20. The transcript is spliced from 5 exons. Bases 107 to 688 code for a protein of 193 amino acids. Gene Ontology annotation, cellular component: ciliary basal body; motile cilium. NCBI's taxonomy places the organism in Eukaryota, Metazoa, Mollusca, Bivalvia, Ostreida, Ostreidae. Gene Ontology annotation, biological process: cilium assembly; regulation of cilium beat frequency involved in ciliary motility; positive regulation of cell motility. The record is from RefSeq and is a predicted model, not a curated record.